GGCCACGGGGCGGGGCAGCCUGCUGGCCUGGCUGAUGCUGGCAUCCGCGGGCGCCGCAGCCUGCCCCGAAGCCUGCUGCCCCCACGGCCCCUCGGGGUUGCGCUGCACCCAGGCUGGAGCCCUGCCUAACCUCCGCUACCUGCCGGGCGCCGAGAACCUGACGGAGCUCUCCAUCGAGAACCAGCCAUAUCUGCAACGUUUGGAGCUUGAUGACCUGAGGGACCUGGGCGAGCUGAGAAAUCUCACCAUCGUGAACAGUGGUCUCCGUUUCGUGGCGCCAGAUGCCUUCCAUUUCACUCCUCGGCUCAGUCACCUGAACCUCUCCUUUAAUGCUCUGGAGUCUCUCUCCUGGAAAACUGUCCAGGGCCUUGCAUUGCAGGAACUGGUCCUGUCGGGGAACCCUCUGAACUGUUCCUGUGCCUUGCACUGGCUGCAGCGCUGGGAGGAAGAGGGGCUGGGCAGAGUGCAGGAGCAGAAGCUGCAGUGUCCGGGAGAGGGGCCCCUUGCCUUCAUUCGCAAUGCCAGCUGCGGUGUGCCCACACUGAAGGUCCUGAUGCCCAAUGCUUCAGUGGACGUGGGGGACGACGUGUUGCUGCGGUGCCAGGUGGAGGGCCAGGAAGUGGAGCAGGCCGGCUGGAUCCUCACGGAUCUCGAGGAGUCAGCCACAGCGAUGCAAUCCGGGGGUCUGCUGUCCCUGGGGCUGACCCUGGCCAAUGUCACCAGUGACCUCAACAGGAAGAAUGUGACAUGUUGGGCGGAGAAUGAUGUAGGACGGGCUGAGGUCUCUGUCCAGGUCAAUGUCUCCUUCCCGGCCAGCGUGCAGCUGCACAAAGCAGUGGAGCUGCACCACUGGUGCAUCCCCUUCUCGGUGGACGGGCAGCCGGCGCCCUCUCUCCGCUGGCUCUUCAACGGCUCCGUGCUCAACGAGACCAGCUUCAUCUUCACCGAGUUCCUGGAGCCUGCGCCCAACGAGACGGUGCGGCACGGCUGCCUGCGCCUCAACCAGCCCACCCACGUCAACAACGGCAACUACACGCUUAUAGCCACCAACCCCUCCGGCCGGGCGGCCGCCUCCAUCAUGGCCGCCUUCAUGGACAACCCAUUCGAGUUCAACCCCGAGGAUCCCGUUCCUGUCUCCUUCUCGCCAGUGGACACUAACAGCACAUCGAGAGACCCUGUGGAGAAGAAGGAUGAAACACCUUUUGGGGUCUCGGUGGCCGUGGGCCUGGCUGUCUUCGCCUGCCUCUUCCUUUCUACGCUGCUCCUUGUGCUCAACAAAUGUGGACGCAGAAACAAGUUUGGGAUCAACCGUCCUGCUGUGCUGGCUCCAGACGAUGGGCUGGCCAUGUCCCUGCAUUUCAUGACGUUGGGUGGCAGCUCCCUGUCCCCCACCGAGGGCAAAGGCUCUGGGCUUCAAGGCCACAUCAUCGAGAACCCACAAUACUUCAGUGAUGCCUGUGUUCAUCACAUCAAGCGCCGGGACAUCGUGCUCAAGUGGGAGCUGGGCGAGGGUGCCUUUGGGAAGGUCUUCCUUGCUGAGUGCCACAACCUGCUGCCUGAGCAGGACAAGAUGCUAGUGGCUGUCAAGGCGCUGAAGGAGGUGUCAGAGAGUGCCAGGCAAGACUUCCAGCGUGAGGCCGAGCUGCUCACCAUGCUGCAGCACCCGCACAUCGUGCGCUUCUUCGGAGUCUGCACUGAGGGCCGCCCGCUGCUCAUGGUCUUUGAAUACAUGCGGCAUGGCGACCUGAACCGCUUCCUCCGGUCCCACGGGCCUGAUGCCAAGCUGCUGGCUGGCAAGGAGGACCUGGCUCCAGGCCCCCUGGGCCUGGGUCAGCUGUUGGCCGUGGCUAGCCAGGUCGCUGCGGGAAUGGUGUACCUGGCGGGCCUGCAUUUUGUGCAUCGGGACCUGGCCACGCGCAACUGUCUGGUGGGUCAGGGGCUAGUGGUCAAGAUCGGCGAUUUCGGCAUGAGCAGGGAUAUCUACAGCACCGACUAUUACCGCGUGGGAGGCCGCACCAUGCUGCCCAUCCGCUGGAUGCCUCCCGAGAGCAUCCUCUACCGCAAGUUCACCACCGAAAGCGACGUGUGGAGCUUCGGCGUGGUGCUCUGGGAGAUCUUCACCUAUGGCAAGCAGCCCUGGUACCAGCUCUCCAACACCGAGGCGAUUGAGUGCAUCACCCGGGGCCGUGAGCUGGAGCGGCCACGUGCCUGCCCACUCGAGGUCUACACCAUUAUGCGGGGCUGCUGGCAGUGGGAGCCCCAGCAACGCCACAACAUCAAGGAUGUGCAUGCCCGGCUACAAGCUCUGGCCCAGGCGCCUCCCGUCUACCUGGAUGUCCUGGGCUAGGGGCCUGCCCAGGAACUGGGGAUGGGGAGCUGGAAUGCUGGGGCCUGCCCUCAGUAAGUCCUGUAGCUCCCAGCACCCCCAGGGUGAUCACAAAGCAUCUAACUCACCCUCAGCAUGCGGGAGGGGCCCGGUGGGGGCUGGGAGUGGAGGAUAUUCCUGCUUCUCUAAGGCAGGGUUCCACAUAGUAAUUAUAUUUAUUAUCCCUUG
Molecule: messenger RNA, 2554 nt
Organism: Trichechus manatus latirostris (Florida manatee)
Lineage: Eukaryota; Metazoa; Chordata; Mammalia; Sirenia; Trichechidae
Gene: NTRK1
Product: neurotrophic receptor tyrosine kinase 1
Exons: 17
Coding region: 35-2347 (770 amino acids)
Biological process (GO): nerve growth factor signaling pathway; cell surface receptor protein tyrosine kinase signaling pathway; positive regulation of neuron projection development
Cellular component (GO): plasma membrane; signaling receptor complex; axon
Molecular function (GO): neurotrophin receptor activity; ATP binding; transmembrane receptor protein tyrosine kinase activity
Source: RefSeq, a predicted model, not a curated record